This is a messenger RNA of Vicugna pacos (alpaca), 978 nucleotides long. The record is from RefSeq and is a predicted model, not a curated record. Lineage: Eukaryota; Metazoa; Chordata; Mammalia; Artiodactyla; Camelidae.
GGCGCGGACCUCACGGCCCUGCCCGUCGCCGUGACGCCACAGGCCUCGGCCCUGCUCGAAAGCCUACUCGCCUCCUUCUGCCAGACGCGCGACUGCGAGCUGCAGAGGAGGCCGUUCUUGCUACUGCGGCCGCAGGUGCCGCGGGGACGGUCCAGGAGAAGCAGCAAAAAUGUCAAAUGAGCCACCCCCUCCUUACCCUGGAGGCCCCACAGCCCCCCUUCUGGAGGAGAAAAGUGGAGCUCCGCCCACCCCAGGCCACACCUCCCCAGCUGUGAUGCAGCCCCCACCAGGCAUGUCGCUGCCCCCUGCAGACAUUGGCCCCCCACCCUAUGAGCCACCAGGUCACCCAAUACCCCAGCCUGGCUUCAUCCCCCCACAUGUGAAUGCAGACGGCAGUUACAUGCCUCCAGGUUUCUACCCUCCUCCAGGCCCCCACCCACCCAUGGGCUACUACCCGCCGGGGCCCUACCCACCAGGGCCCUACCCUGGCCCUGGGGGCCACACAGCCACGGUCCUGGUCCCUUCAGGGGCUGCCACCACAGUGACAGUGCUGCAGGGAGAGAUCUUUGAGGGUGCGCCGGUGCAGACAGUGUGUCCUCACUGCCAGCAGGCCAUCACCACCAAGAUCUCCUAUGAGAUCGGCCUGAUGAACUUCGUGCUGGGCUUCUUCUGCUGCUUCAUGGGGUGUGAUCUGGGCUGCUGCUUGAUCCCCUGCCUCAUCAACGACUUCAAGGAUGUGACGCACACAUGCCCCAGCUGCAAAGCCUACAUCUACACGUACAAGCGCCUGUGCUAACGGAGCUGGGACUGGACUCCCUGCUGUCAGUCUGGCCCCCGUGCUUUGCUCCCUGCGCUCAGUGGCUCGCUUCCCCACUCCCACUUGGAGGUGGAAGCUGUUCCAUCAGUCCGUCCCCUGGAAUUCUUGUCCUCUUCACCUUGCCCCUCCCUGAGCAUCUGACUCUUGCGGCAAAAAUUCUG